Messenger RNA from Aspergillus pseudonomiae, 678 nucleotides. RefSeq lists its product as uncharacterized. The transcript has 2 exons. The record is from RefSeq and is a predicted model, not a curated record. NCBI's taxonomy places the organism in Eukaryota, Fungi, Ascomycota, Eurotiomycetes, Eurotiales, Aspergillaceae. Bases 1 to 678 code for a protein of 225 amino acids.
AUGGCGGAGACUCGUUUGGUUCUUACCCCACAGCCUCCUGAUGGCACAAAGCUGGAGAUGGACUUUCUAGACUCAACUUUCUUCAAGACUCCCGGCCAGCGGCUGCCGACGCCAGCACAAGUCCGGGCCCUGUCAACAGAUAUAUACAUACUCCCCCAACCAAAACCUAUCAUCUUCAGAAACCCAAAUAUCUUCGUCAAGUUUGGUCGCUACGUUACUGUUGCAGAAGCUCAGUGUCUUUGGAUGAUUCGGCAGGUCUUUCAAGGCACUGUGCCGGUUCCUGAACUUUUCGGAUGGCGUGUAGAUGACAAGGGCUAUGUAUACAUUUAUAUGCAGCUCAUCGAAGGACAGACAUUACUUGAUGGAUGGGAUGAUCUUCAAAGCACAGACAAAGAAGUGAUGUGCAAUCAGUUAUGCCAAAUCAUUCGAUCUCUACGUCAACUUAGCCAACCGUCUGGCAAGUACAUUGGAUCUAUCAACUGCCAAAAGAUUCCCGAUUACGUCUUCCAGUCACUGACAGAAGCCGGGCCAUUUCCAAACAUAAAGGAAUUUAACGAUUGGUUCUCCACCCUGCCCCAAUCGCGGCUUCCGGCGUCCCUGAAAUAUAAAGAUCCCUAUAGAGACCUCUUGCCUGAUGACGGAUAUCAAAUUCACACACGCCGACCUUCAUCGAGGUAA